Molecule: messenger RNA, 1502 nt
Organism: Sinocyclocheilus grahami
Lineage: Eukaryota; Metazoa; Chordata; Actinopteri; Cypriniformes; Cyprinidae
Gene: hao1
Product: hydroxyacid oxidase (glycolate oxidase) 1
Exons: 8
Coding region: 47-1156 (369 amino acids)
Molecular function (GO): FMN binding; oxidoreductase activity
Source: RefSeq, a predicted model, not a curated record
GUGAAAUCCAGCUGGCUGAAGAGCUCUGAGUCUCAUCAGUGGAAACAUGUCAGACUCGCUGGUGUGUGUCAGUGAUUAUGAGCAUCAAGCUCAAAGACUUUUACCAAAGUCAGUGUUUGAUUAUUAUUUCUCAGGAGCAGACGAGCAGCAAACGCUGCGUGAUAAUGUAGCAGCGUUUGGCAGGUGGUGCAUUUACCCUCGUGUGCUCAGAGACGUGUCCACAGUGGACAUGUCCACCACAGUUCUGGGCCAGAGAGUCAGUAUGCCCAUCUGUGUGGCAGCUACUGCUAUGCAGCGAAUGGCGCACCCCGACGGCGAGACGGCCACUGCGAGAGCCUGCCUGUCCUGUCACACGGGGAUGAUGCUGAGCUCAUGGGCCACCUCCACCAUAGAGGAAGUAGCGGAGGCCGCACCGGGGGCCGUGCGCUGGAUGCAGCUGUACAUUUAUAAAGACAGAGCGCUGACUCAGUCUCUGGUCAGGAGGGCUGAGAAGGCCGGGUAUAAGGGUAUCUUUGUCACAGUGGACACACCUUAUCUUGGCAGGCGACGUGAUGACGUGCGCAACCGAUUUAAGCUGCCCUCUCAUUUGAGGAUGGCCAAUUUCGAGACCCCUGAUUUAGCGUUCUCCUCAAAAGAAGGUUACGGGGAGGACAGCGGCCUGUCGGUGUACGUAACUCAGGCCAUAGAUGCCACGGUGAAGUGGGACGACAUCGCCUGGCUGAAGAGAAUGACCUCGCUGCCUGUGGUGGUCAAAGGGGUUUUGACAGCUGAAGAUGCCAAAGAAGCUCUGAAGUAUGGGGUGGAUGGAAUACUUGUGUCAAACCACGGAGCAAGACAGCUUGAUGGAGUUCCCGCCACCAUUGAUGCUCUGCCUGAGAUCGUAGAGGCUGUAGAAGGAAAGGUGGAAGUCUUCAUGGACGGAGGGGUCCGUAAGGGCACAGAUGUGCUGAAGGCUCUGGCUCUGGGAGCAAAGGCUGUGUUUGUAGGGAGACCCGUCCUGUGGGCACUCGCCUGCGAGGGUGACAAAGGAGUCAGUAAUGUUCUCCAGUUACUGUGCGAGGAACUUCACCUUGCAUUGGCACUUACAGGAUGUCGCUCACUGAAGGAAGUCAAUAGAUCCCUUUUGAGAAGAUCUGAACUCAUUUCAAGGUUUUAAUGAGCAGAAAGGUUGCAUGCUGGGGGAUUUCAUGUAUGUCAGUGACUGGACCAACUUGUGUAAUGAAUUUCAAAUGAACCCGGAGGAUUUGGGCACGACAGAUUUAGCAUCAUGAAUAAAACAUUUGUGUAAGUCAUUCGUGUAAAAGUUUGAAUAAAUGCAUCAAAAGCGUGUGGUUUGUACAGACGUACUGAGCCUGACAGCAGUAAUCCUUCCUGUUUACUGGAAGCAGGCAAUGUUUAGUAACCCAAACCAGUUUUGUGACUCUUCCAGUUUUCUUCACUGUCCGGACACUGGGAACAAAACGAAGAGGAUAUUAAAAGGCAUAUUUCAACUACAUAUGAAC